Striga hermonthica is the source of this 1437-nucleotide messenger RNA. The record is from the annotation of a GenBank genome assembly. Lineage: Eukaryota; Viridiplantae; Streptophyta; Magnoliopsida; Lamiales; Orobanchaceae.
AUGGAGUAUGCUUUUGACAUACCUUCUACAUGCUCCGGAGUCGUGACCAAUAGGUGCGACCUCAAGGUUGUGAAUCACGUAUUUGAGGAGCUAGAUGAUGAACAUCAAGAUCUGUUUUUGGAAUCUUGCUUCCGCCCAUUAGUGCACAUUCCGGAGUUGAAGUUGUCGUCUCAAAUUAUCCACCACCUUCUUAUGAGGACCUUGAAAUCAUCCGAUAACGAAAAACAUGCCGUGUGGUUUAAGUUUGGAGAAAACCAAGCUAGACUCGGGUUACAAGAAUUUUCUCUUGUAACCGGAUUAAAGAUCGUGGAUGAUCCCGAGUACGAGGUCCCCGAAAGAAGUAGUUCACUUUUGCAUCUAUUCAAAAAGAAGCGUGGGAAGAUAAUGAGGAAGGAUUUGCUUGAGAAAUUUGAUAAUUUGAAGAAGAAGGAACAUGCACACUUGAAAUACAAAUUGGGGCUUAUCACGGUCCUCGAGCACGUGAUUUUGUCUGCAGAGUGUCGGACUCUCGUAAGUGAAAAAUGGUUCCAUUUGGUUGAAGAUUUGGAGCAUUUCAAUAGUUAUCCUUGGGGAAACUUAUCGUAUGGGUACACCGUAAAGUUGUUCAAGAGGAACACUUUCGGUAAAAUAAAAAACCUAAAGCUGAUAAAGUAUUCUCUUCACGGAUUUCCCCUAGCUAUCAUGGUUCAAGUUCGACGAACGUUACAACCUUCAAGUGAUGAAGUUGAAACUUCAUACUUGAAGGAUUUCAGCAUAACUUCAGAGGAACAAGAAAUUGUGCUUGACGAUGAGGAAGAAGAAGAAGGAGAAAAAAAUGAGGCUGAGAAUGAGAAUGAGGAUGUCAGGGAAGUUGUGACGGAAGUUGUGAAGGACGAGAUGAGAAUAUUUUCUGAGCGAAUGGAGAUGAAGAUGGAGAUGAAUAUGGAGCGAAUGGAGAUGAAGAUGGACAUGAAGAUGAACAAUUUUUUUGACCGAAUAGAAAAAUUAGUAUUUCAAGCAAAAGCUGGUCCAUCUACCCGUGCUACCUAUGACGGGACAAAUGUUGAUGAACAGGUUGAACCGGAGAUUAAUAUGCGGGAUACGGAGACCGGUCGAACAAUAGAUGGUGUUGAAGACACGGUAAAAUCACCAUCUCCGAUGCCCCAACAAGAAAUGGUUGGACUUAAUGAUGAUGCGGGUUUUGUGACUUGCCCGUCAUCAGCCAUUGUUAUUUACCAAGAGAGACAACUUGGGACACCGAUGGAGAUAGAGAAAAUCGUUGUAGACGAUCAACUUGAGUCUCCUGAGAUAGAGAAAAUCGUUGUAGACGAUCCAGUUGAGUCUCCUAAGGGGAGAGGGCUCCGGAAGAAAAGACCGGCUGCCGUUUUAUGUACUCCUCUUGGAGUUGAGUUGUUCUCUGGUGGUAUAGCAAAUAAAGAUUUUUUAAUGAACUUGUGA